Selaginella moellendorffii is the source of this 1243-nucleotide messenger RNA. RefSeq lists its product as uncharacterized. The coding region runs from base 75 to 1052 and encodes 325 amino acids. The record is from RefSeq and is a predicted model, not a curated record. NCBI's taxonomy places the organism in Eukaryota, Viridiplantae, Streptophyta, Lycopodiopsida, Selaginellales, Selaginellaceae. The transcript is spliced from 3 exons.
GAGAGCGUCAGCCAUGGCAAAGCCGCUGCUGGGAGGAAUCGCAAGCUCGAUCCGGCAGCUUUGAUCGCUAGAAAAUGGCCGAGGUAUCAUCCUGGGUGCCAGCGCUCCAUCAGCUUCCGGGAGGCGGCGGCGUCCAGCAGAGAUCUUCCUUGCAGGGAUCCAAGCGCCUUGUCCCGCCAUUGGCACUCCAUAACCUCAAUGCCGCUGCCGCCGCGGGUCCUGGGCAUGGAUCUGGGAGCGCAACGCGGUCAGGAGGAUCGGGGCCGGGGACUGGAAUUGGGAAUAGAUCGUCGGUGGUAUUACAGCCGAGGGAGUUUCUGGAUUCCAUCUUGCAGGGCAGCCAGUCCGAUCAUCAUACCCCACGGCCGCCUCCGCGACCAUCUCCUCGCGUCACGGCCUGGAAGAAGAAAGCCGCGGUGUUUGGGAGGAUGGAGUGGGACACACUGUCUUCGUCACACAGGAGGACUACUUCGCACAGGCUUCCAAUCUCUACACAACGAACAAGCUCUUCUGGUCGACCAGAUGCAAAGAGAAAGAUUGGAAGAACAAUGGCUCCUUCCAUGUUUGCCAAGACGGACGCAAAGAAUCUCCUCAGCCUUUACCAGCGGCAAGCAAACCAGUACGUACAGACUUUCAAAAGGCCGCCUCCUCCGUCGCGGACAGUUCCUUCGUCGUUUCCAGGCUAUCGGUUGCACCGAAGGAUUCAAGGGACAUGGGCUUAUCAGCCUCCAGACACACGCCAAGAGGCUUUGAACGAGUGGUUUGUCAAGCAUAUGAAGAGGCCGCCUCCUCCCAUCGAGAAAGUUCACGUUGCGUUUGGAAAAGUAACUUAUCCUUUCCAGUUUAGUACGCGGAAGAAGAAGCCAGGCACCGAAGUUCCAGAGCCGGUUAUAGAACCUCCCAAGAUGACGUUGAUCCCUCGCAAGAGUAAGCCUUUGAUCGUUUACUUCUUACCAGUAUGUGCUCGUUCUCUCUCUCAGGCUCAGUGUCUCAACAACCACAGCCCGGCACCGAGGCUCCACAAGCGGCAUAAUCGACAGCGUUUGCUAUAGCCUUCAUUUCCAGUUUCUACGCUUGAAACGCUUACUCCAGAGGUAUCAAUGUUCUGUGAAGUUUUAUGGAGUCUCAUUUUAGUGUUCCGCAGAUAGCCUACCGUCUGCGCAGACUGGUUCGUUUGCAUCGUCUCUUUGGCUCCGGACAGCGAGGCUUCUAGAAGUUGUUAGUGACAUGGAUCUCUUCCGCA